AUGUCAACCACCAACCGAUCCAACACCAGCUCUUUGCCUUUUCUCCUGACGGGCAUCCCUGGCCUGGAAGCUCUCCACAUGUGGAUUUCCAUCCCGUUCUGCUUGACGUACAUCAUGACCUUGCUGGGAAACAGCACGGUCCUUCUUGCUGUGAGGCUGGACAAGAGCCUCCAUGAGCCUAUGUACUAUUUCAUUUGCAUGUUGGCGGUCAUUGACCUAAUCUUCUCAAAUGCUGUAUUUCCCAAAAUGCUGGCUGUAUUCUGGUUGGGUUCAAGAGAGAUUGGUUUUGAGGCCUGCUUUGUCCAGAUGUUCUUCAUCCACACGUUCACUGCAGUGGAGUCAGGGGUGCUCCUGGCCAUGUCCUUUGACCGCUACGUAGCCAUCUGCAACCCCCUGAGAUACGCCACCGUCCUCACAAGCUCGAGGACCAUCCAGCUAGGACUGCUGUCGUUGGCCAGGGGAGCCGGCGUCAUGACGCCUUUAAUGUGCCAGCUUGCCUACUGCAAGAGCAGGGUCGUGCCCCAUUCCUACUGCGAGCACUUGGCCGUGGUGGAGCUGGCCUGCGCCGACCCUUCUGCCAGCCACCGCUGCAGCCUCAUCGCGGCCACACUGCUGGUGGGGGCAGACUCUGUCUUCACCACCUUCUCCUAUGGUAUGAUACUCAGGGCUGUGAUGAGGCUGCCAUCCCAAGAGGCUCGUCUCAAGGCCCUCAGGACCUGCGGGUCCCCCGUUUCCAUCAUCCUGCUGUUUUACAUAGGUGGCCUGCUCUCCAUGUACCUGCAGAUGUUCUCUUUCGGCUUGGCACCUCACGUCCAAGUCCUGGUGGCUGAUUUCUAUUUGACCGUCCCUCCCAUGCUCAACCCACUCAUUUACGGCAUAAAGGUGAAGCAGAUCCAGGAAGGGAUCUUCAAACUGCUGGAGCAGUUGGCAGGACGCAGUGUCCCACAAGCUGAUACAGAUGC
Messenger RNA from Mesitornis unicolor (brown roatelo), 962 nucleotides. RefSeq names its product olfactory receptor 52K2-like. Gene Ontology annotation, molecular function: G protein-coupled receptor activity; olfactory receptor activity. Gene Ontology annotation, cellular component: membrane. Lineage: Eukaryota; Metazoa; Chordata; Aves; Mesitornithiformes; Mesitornithidae. The record is from RefSeq and is a predicted model, not a curated record. Gene Ontology annotation, biological process: G protein-coupled receptor signaling pathway.